AUGACAGGCAGCUUUAAACUCAACAGUGAGGUGGAGUCCGCUCCUGAAGCUUCUCUCCUACUGGAGGGAGAAAACACUGACGAUAAACCAAAACAAUCUGCAGCAAGAACCAGAACAAUCCCGAACACCAACAGGUCCAAACUGAAUACUCGCAUUCAGGAUAGUGAAGCGAAACCCCAGAGCUUCCAGAUUGCCAUUAAUAUCACAGAGGCCAGACAGCUUGUGGGGGAAAACAUUGACCCGAGCAUAGUGAUAGAGAUUGGUGAUGAGAAGAAACAGACAUCAGUCAAGGAAGGAACCAAUGCUCCUUUUUACAAUGAGUAUUUCGUGUUUGACUUUUUUGCCCUCAAAGAUGUCUUCUUCGACAAAGUGAUCAAGCUGACGGUUUUACACUCUAAAAUGCUGAGGAGUUUCUCUGUCGGAUCCUUUAAGUUAGAUGUGUGGACAGUCUACAAACAGCCAGUGCAGGAGGUGAUCCAGGCGUCCAUGGGAUAUUCUCCUCUUGAAAUGAACAUCUUUGAGCCAGUCCAAGGGCUGCUCGAAUCAGAGAUAUCAGUAUAUCCAAAAGCUUAA
Messenger RNA from Pundamilia nyererei, 573 nucleotides. Its product is annotated as fer-1-like protein 6. Gene Ontology annotation, biological process: plasma membrane organization. The coding region runs from base 1 to 573 and encodes 190 amino acids. The record is from RefSeq and is a predicted model, not a curated record. NCBI's taxonomy places the organism in Eukaryota, Metazoa, Chordata, Actinopteri, Cichliformes, Cichlidae. The transcript is spliced from 7 exons.